Sphaerulina musiva SO2202 is the source of this 402-nucleotide messenger RNA. RefSeq lists its product as uncharacterized. The coding region runs from base 1 to 402 and encodes 133 amino acids. NCBI's taxonomy places the organism in Eukaryota, Fungi, Ascomycota, Dothideomycetes, Mycosphaerellales, Mycosphaerellaceae. The record is from RefSeq and is a predicted model, not a curated record. The transcript has 2 exons.
AUGUCCGCUGCAGAUCUGCAGACGGGAGACGAGAUUGUUAGACGUUUGUGGAGACUGUCGAGAUACGAGUUCGUUGUCUGUUCGGAGGCCAUGUCGAAAAGUUGUCAAUUGAGUGUAUCACACAUCAAUAUCGUUCAUGGCGACGAGAUUCUGUUGGCAACGAAAGAAACUUCGACACCUACCUUAUACACCUAUUUCCGCAACUUCAACGACCCCUCGGAGAAUGGGUAUCCAUCAUUCCACAGUGACGCUGGAAACGGGAAAACUCGACACGAAAUUUUCGCACAAGACGGCGCGGCUUUCAAGACUUUCUUUCCAAAAGAGCUCGACAUUAAACGUCCUGGAGGCAUCUGCUCACUAGCACAACUUGUUGUUCGUGUGAUGCUCUUCACCUCGCUAUGA